Molecule: messenger RNA, 1883 nt
Organism: Nymphaea colorata (pocket water lily)
Lineage: Eukaryota; Viridiplantae; Streptophyta; Magnoliopsida; Nymphaeales; Nymphaeaceae
Product: protein HOMOLOG OF MAMMALIAN LYST-INTERACTING PROTEIN 5-like
Exons: 7
Coding region: 189-1556 (455 amino acids)
Biological process (GO): late endosome to vacuole transport via multivesicular body sorting pathway
Cellular component (GO): multivesicular body
Source: RefSeq, a predicted model, not a curated record
AGCAAAUUCAAAAGCGAGUUUCUCGAAGGCGAGCUUCCUUCGGCAGGUCAUUCAUCCUUCCGAAUUCCACGCGGUUGUCCGAACUUUAGAGAGAGAGAGAGAGAGAGAGAGAGAGAGAGGUUCGUCUGCUGUCAUUCGCAGCGUCGGAGCGCCUUCUCCACUGAACAGAGACAAGGAGAGCGGGGGAGAUGGGCAGCGAUAUGGAGCCAGCGAAACUCCUUCUUCCUUACCUCCAGAGAGCCGAUGAAUUGCAGAAGCACGAACCCCUUGUCGCCUACUACUGCCGUCUGUACGCGAUGGAGAGGGGACUCAACAUCCCACAAAAGGAGCGGACGAAGACCACAAACGCCCUCCUUGUAUCCCUCAUGAACCAGCUCGAGAAGGAUAAAAAGUCAGUAACUUUGGGGCCUGAUGACCAUCUUCACAUUGAAGGUUUUGCCUUGAACAUUUUCACAAAAGCUGAUAAGCAAGACCGAGCUGGACGUGCUGACUUGAAUACGGCAAAGACUUUCUAUGCGGCUAGCAUAUUUUUUGAGAUACUUAGCCAGUUUGGAGCUCUUCAGCCAGAUAUUGAGCAAAAGCAAAAGUAUGCUGCUUGGAAAGCUGCAGACAUCAGAAAAGCUUUAAAGGAAGGGCGGAGGCCUGAACCUGGUCCUCCAGGUGGUGAUAGUGGCACAUCCAUGCCCUCUAGCCCGACAAACACAAAUGAAGUUAGACAUGUUGGUACCUUUGAAUCAAGCCAACCAGAACAAAAUAUGCUGCCAAUGUACCCAGACAGCUCCAGGGAACCUUCUGUAACUCAUUCAUCGUCUUUUACAUAUAGAAGUGAUGAGUACCGUUCUUCUGUUGAUAUGCACCAAAAUACAUCACAGGAUUCUUCAGCAAAAAUGGGAACUGGACAUAUCAAUACUCUUGCAUCCAGCCAACUGAAGCAGGACACAGUGUCAUACCCAGACAACUCCAAGCAACCUCCUCUCUCUCAUUCGUCAUCUUUUGCACAUGAAAGUGCUCAUCAAAAUCUGUCACAGGCUUUUUCUGCAAAAGUAACCCUGAAUCAGACAUAUCCACAACCUUAUCAUGCACCACCUCCACAAGAGCACCAUCAAGCAUCAUCAUCAACACAACAGCAUUAUCCCUCUCAUGACAUGACCCACCCUUAUUCUUCUUACUCGGGUUACCACUCUUAUCCAAGUAUUGGUGACAACAGCCCAGCAGCAGCAUCUGCUUUGCAUCCCACCUACCAUCAAGAUGCUAGUACUGGAUAUGUUGGUGCAUCUUAUAUACAGCAGCCUGAGCAUCGUCUUCCUGAUUUCCCUGCUAGCAGUGGUCAAUGUAGUUCUGCAAGCAAUGAAUGGAGUUACACUGAGAAGCCAAAGUCACCUGCAUCUUUUACCUAUGAUUCCAGCUAUCAGCCACCACCUGAUAAGAUUGCGGAGGCCCAUAAAGCAGCGAGAUUUGCAGUUGGAGCCUUAGCAUUUGAUGAUGUUGCAGUUGCAGUCGACUUCCUCCGACGAUCCCUUGAAUUAUUGACCAACCCAUCUGCAACAACCCAAUAAGACUUUGUGAUGGUUUUGCAGUUGGUUUGUAAAUUGUUAGUCUGGUAACUUCAUUUAGCAAAAGGAAAGAAGAAGAGAUAUCUGGUGUCAUGCUUUGUUGAAAUGCAUUUUUUCUUUUUGUUUGUCAACGGAUUCAUUAUCAUCUAUAGAGGGCAGCAUUGUGAAGACGGGUGAUAUUCAUGCAUCCCCAACUUUCUUUUUAAAAAUUCAGGUGAGAUGACUUGGUGCAAGUAUGUAAGGUAUGACAAUUCUGUCAUUCUGUUUGAUUUGCAUCAGAUGUCAUACCUCCGUAGACUUAUGAAAGAGGGAUAGAGAUCCUGAAAUGAU